UAUUGAAAGAAGAACAGAAAAGAACAGAGAAAAUUAUACUUUCCUUCCAAACAAACACAUGAUUAUCACAACCACGUGCACCCCCUACCCCCUUUUCAAACCCGAAAACAAAAAAACGUUCCCUUCUCUCUCUCUUUCUCUCUUUCAGAGAGAAGAAGAGAGAUAGUGAAAAGCCAAGCCAGCUCAUACAACGACGUCGUAGAGAGACACACAAACAGUACGUGGGAGAGAAAAAAAAGAAAAAAAGAUGCACGCUUACAAUAGAAUACCAAGCAGCGGGCACACCACACCGUCGCCGCCGGCGUCGCCGUUGCGCUCGCCGCGGUACCGGAAGCCGUCGAAGUCGGGUCGGUUCGGGCCGGCCCAAUCACAACCGGGUCGGACCUUGGCACAGAGGCUCGCGUGGCUGCUCCUCUCUGUACUUCUCAGAAGGCAAGGCAUAUUCCUCUUCGCUCCUCUAAUCUACAUCUCCGUCAUGCUUCUCUACAUGGGUUCCGUCUCUUUCGAUGUCGUUCCAGUAAUUUCUCAUAGACCCGCAACCGGCUCCGUUUACCGUAGCCCGGAACUAUAUCUCAAGCUCAAACCCGAUAUGGACUCUGAUAACUCCUCCGCCGAUGCGAUAUCAACUAUAUGGAAACGGUCCUAUAAAGGUGGUGAGUGGAGACCAUGUAUUAAAAAAUCUUCUGGAGGUUUGCCUGAAACAAAUGGCUACAUAUAUGUCGAGGCGAACGGUGGCCUGAAUCAGCAGAGAACAUCGAUAUGCAAUGCAGUUGCUGUCGCGGGCUACCUUAAUGCAACCCUUGUAAUCCCUAAUUUUCAUUUUCAUAGCAUUUGGAGAGAUCCUAGCAAAUUCAGUGACAUUUAUGAUGAUGAUUAUUUCGUCAAUGCCCUGGAAAAUGAUGUGCAAGUGGUUAACAAGAUUCCUGGAUACAUCAUGGAACGGUUUGACCACAACCUGAGCAAUGUUUUCAACUUCAAAAUAAAAGCAUGGUCUCCCAUUCAGUAUUAUAGGGAGACAGUCCUUCCAAAGCUACUUGAAGAACAGGUUAUAAGAAUAUCUCCUUUUGCGAAUCGACUGUCAAUUGAUGCUCCUCCAGCUGUCCAACGGCUUAGAUGCUUAGCAAACUAUGAAGCCUUAAGGUUUUCAAGUCCUAUACGAACAUUGGGAGAAAGUUUGGUUGCAAAAAUGAAAGAACGCAGUGCAAAUAAUGGUGGGAAAUACAUUUCUGUGCAUCUUCGCUUUGAGGAGGAUAUGGUUGCUUUCUCUUGCUGUGUAUAUGAUGGUGGAGAGGAAGAAACGAAUGACAUGAGAGCAGCAAGGGAAAAAGGUUGGAAAGGGAAAUUUACAAAACCUGGUCGAGUUAUACGUCCUGGAGCAAUCAGGAUCAAUGGCAAAUGUCCCCUUACUCCUUUAGAGGUAGGCUUGAUGCUUAGGGGAAUGGGGUUUGAUAGAAGCACAUAUAUCUAUUUGGCAUCUGGAAAGAUAUACAAUUCUGAAAGAUACAUGGCCCCACUAUUGGAAAUGUUUCCCAAUUUGCAAACUAAGGAUAUGCUGGCAUCAAAUGAGGAACUUGCCCCAUUUAAGAGUUUUUCUUCCAGGAUGGCUGCUGUAGACUACACUGUCUGUCUUCACAGUGAGGUUUUUGUAACAACUCAAGGUGGAAACUUUCCUCAUUUUCUAAUGGGCCACCGGAGAUACUUGUAUGGUGGACAUGCAAAGACAAUUAGGCCUGACAAGCGAAAGUUAGCGCUACUCUUUGAUAAUCCCCAUAUUGGAUGGAAAAGUUUUAGGCGACAAAUGCUGAAUAUGCGAGGUCAUAGUGAUUCCAAGGGAUUUGAAUUAAGAAAGCCAAAUGAGUCGAUAUAUUCCUUUCCAUGCCCAGAUUGCAUGUGCCAUACAAACAAAACAGAAGAUUCAAGAUCAUCAUCAGCACAUGAUCUGCCUAAAUAGAGAAUACGAUUGGUGUUUCUUCUCCCUGUAACUUUCUGAGCACAUCUUGCUGCUGACCCCGUUUUUCCAUGUUGUAAUUCUUUCAUUUUUUCCCCUUUCCAUUUGGUGAGAGGGCAAACACAUCAAUUUUGGGAGCUUCAAGGAUUUUGUUGGAGGUCACAUUGAUCUGAUUAUUUCCCGGGAUUGGGCCGUAGGGGACUUGCUUCUUUUUGUAUAUGAUGCCAAAGAACAUAGAAAGGACAUUCUUUCCAUUCCAGAAGUUGUCCCAUUGCAGAGCUUCCCGGACGUAGACUGAACAUUGUUUCAUAUGUUAAGUUGCAGCUGCUGUAUCUAACAAGCUGCGAAAUGACGCAUCACAUUCCUUCACACCACACCCCGGUUUUGCCAUGUUUGUACAUUUUUUGGAGUUUGAUCUGCAUGUGUAAGACUGUAAGACAGGUUGAACCAUCUGUACAUUUGCCAGAAAUCAGGGUAACGAUUCUUUUUGUUCCAAAAUCAUUUUUGUAGCUCUUUCCUUUUUCUUUGGCCUCCCUCUUUUGAGGAUGCCUUUUGUUAGAGACAACACACUUAUCAUUCUAUUUUAAUCACAACCUCAUUCUUUUUUGUGCAA
Molecule: messenger RNA, 2561 nt
Organism: Quercus lobata
Lineage: Eukaryota; Viridiplantae; Streptophyta; Magnoliopsida; Fagales; Fagaceae
Product: O-fucosyltransferase family protein
Exons: 10
Coding region: 248-1951 (567 amino acids)
Source: RefSeq, a predicted model, not a curated record